AUCGAUACACAGCAAUCAAAGAGUUGCCAGACCAAUUAGCAGACCGGCAUUAAAUAAAAAAAAAAUUAGCAUAAAAUGGAUAAAAAGGUGGGUGGAAACAAUGACGGCAAGGAGAAACGCCGCAAGGAGUCGAUUCUGGACCUCUCCAAAUAUCUGGAGAAACAGAUUCGUGUGAAAUUCGCGGGCGGUCGGGAGGCAUCUGGGAUUCUUAAAGGCUACGAUGCUCUGCUAAAUUUGGUUCUGGACAACACAGUGGAAUAUCUGCGCGACUCGGACGAGCCCUACAAACUCACCGAGGACUCGACACGGAGUCUGGGCCUCGUGGUCUGUCGUGGCACAGCGUUGGUACUCAUCUGCCCUGCAGACGGCGUCGAGAGCAUUGCCAAUCCAUUUAUAACGCAAUAGAAGGAUGUCCAUUGCCUAGACUAAGUACAAAACUCUUGUGGAAAUCGAUUUAAAUAUAUUUAGCGGCGACACA
Messenger RNA from Drosophila obscura, 478 nucleotides. RefSeq names its product U6 snRNA-associated Sm-like protein LSm7 (gene LSm7). Gene Ontology annotation, molecular function: RNA binding. The transcript is spliced from 2 exons. The record is from RefSeq and is a predicted model, not a curated record. The coding region runs from base 76 to 405 and encodes 109 amino acids. Gene Ontology annotation, biological process: nuclear-transcribed mRNA catabolic process; mRNA splicing, via spliceosome. Gene Ontology annotation, cellular component: spliceosomal tri-snRNP complex; U6 snRNP; Lsm1-7-Pat1 complex. Lineage: Eukaryota; Metazoa; Arthropoda; Insecta; Diptera; Drosophilidae.